Molecule: messenger RNA, 2261 nt
Organism: Parathielavia appendiculata
Lineage: Eukaryota; Fungi; Ascomycota; Sordariomycetes; Sordariales; Chaetomiaceae
Exons: 2
Coding region: 262-2142 (626 amino acids)
Biological process (GO): regulation of DNA-templated transcription
Molecular function (GO): zinc ion binding; DNA-binding transcription factor activity, RNA polymerase II-specific
Source: RefSeq, a predicted model, not a curated record
UUGCGAGGAUUCAUCUACACUGUUUCAGGCUUUACAAGCUUCGAUAUUGAACUCCAUCUCGGGUCGCCCACCCAGACGAGUGUCGUGGAGUGACUUCGAGGUUCAGAAGCUUUCGCUGACAAAUCCGGCUCCCCGCCCCAAACUCACUUGGCUUUAAUCAGCCAUGUCCCACUCUCCCCAGACGUAUAACCACAACAGAGUUCAGAAGAUCUGUACCCACUUCAGCAAUCGGCAAACCCUUUUUUUCACGCCUGGGACCUCAUGGCGAACAAAAUGCGGAGCUCUGGUGGCUGCUGGACGUGUCGUCUUCGGCGCAAAAAGUGCGACGAGGAACGUCCGGUUUGCAAGGGCUGCCUUGCCCUUGAGAUCAACUGCCUCUAUAGUUAUGAGAAGCCGGAAUGGAUGGACGGCGGAGAAAGGCAGAGGCAAAGAGCAGAAUGGCUCAAGAAGGAAGUCAAGCUACAGGCCACCCGUCGGCGAGAGCUCCGGUAUCUUCAAGGUCUUGAGAUCAGGCUCGAGUCCCAUGACGCCUCGCUCACCGACGACAGCGACACUGCGGCGCCCAAGGACUGGAUAAACGCAGCCCCGCCGUCUAUCCAAACGACCGGUCUCUCCACACCAGAAGCCGGAACACAGGAUUCCACGCCAGCAUCCGCGUCCGACACUGCUCUGACUGAUAUAGCCCUGACCGUUCCGUCUCCUGACGAGCACUCCAGUGCCUCCCCGUUCCCUGGCCUCGAUCUCCGAGCGAGCUUGUCUCAAGAAGCGGAAGCGCAGUCAGCCAUGAUGUACCUGGACUAUGUGUUCCCAUUUCUGUUUCCUUAUUACCGGCCUUCUUUUGCAGACGUCGGGCGGGGUUGGCUGCUCGUUCUUCUCACCAAGAACAAAGCUCUCUUCCAUUCUGCGCUCAGUCUGGCAGGGUAUUUCCACGUCAUCGUUCUCGGCCACAUCGAGGACGCGUCGCCACAUUGUCAUACCCACAACCUGGAACUCCUCCACGAACAGCAAGGGCUGGCGCUGCAAUGGUUGCGGCGUGAGAUGCAAGACAUUAUCACCCGCGGUGUCAAGGGCAAUCUCGCCGAGGCGAACCGUGUGAUGGCAAGCAUAGUCCAACUCAUGACAUGCGACGUCGCUAUCGCGAAACCGGGCAACUGGACGAUGCAUCUGGAUGCUGCAACAGAACUGUUCAACGAGAUUAUGAAGCACCAUGCGAUGGCGGAAGACGGCCAUGCUUGUUUCAUAAUGGUUCUCCUUCAGCUGGGCUCAAGACCUUUUACUUGGACCCCAAAGAAUCACCCAUGGGGUUCGGACCAGGCCAUACUGCGGUUCUUCACGGCUCAGCUACUGUUCUUCGACACCCUCGCCAGCACGGCGCUGCAACAGCCUCCGCGACUUCAACAAUGGCAUCAGGGUCUCCUGGCGACUCUCAAUGAAGAGGCCCUGAAACGGGUGCCGGAGAGUGAAAAGGAAGCGACGGUGCCUCACAUCAAUCUCCAAGAGUUCUUGGGCGUAGAGAACUGGGUCGUGAUUGCUGUUGCUGAAAUAGCCGCCCUAGACUCGUGGAAGAAGGAUAUGAGGCGAGCGGGGUCUCUGUCCGUGGCCGAGCUCGUCUCUCGCGGUUCAGCCAUUGAGCAACGUCUCCGCGGAUCCCUGGUGGCGCUUGAGAACGCCAGUCUCAGCCCAGGGCUGGCUGACGGACCGCAGCAUCUCCUGCAAUACUAUGCCGGCACUUUCAUGCCCCAAAUGAUGCAUGGAUCCUCGACGAACACUCGCAUUUGGGCACAGGCGGCGAUCACCUACCUCAGCGUGGUCCUGUCUGGGUGGCAGCCGUCGAGCCAUGAGAUCCAGCUGUCUGUCACACGGACGGUUGAGAUGCUGUUAAGCCUCCCCAGCCCCGACUGCCUCAGAACACUUGUCUGGCCCUUCACCGUCACGGGUUGCCUAGCCACCCCGGAUCAAGAGCAACUAUUCCGGGACAUGGUGGCAGGGAUGGGGCCGCUGAAGGUUUUUGGCACCAUCAGGGAAGGCCUCGCCAUCAUGGAAAAGGUCUGGGAGCGCCGUGCCGAGAUUGAGAGCAUGUCGGAUCAGUGGGACCUGGCGACGUGUCUUCGCUGCCUCGGCGAGCCGGCCCUGCUCAUAUGAGCCGAAGCAAGUGAUACAAGAUGGGUUUACCCUACGACCGGAACGUUGACAUGGGAACUCAAACGUUCCAAAGAAAGAGACGGCCUUCCCGAAGGGCUCUCCGAACAUCGAAAAGGAUA